GUAAAGGUGAGGUGUGCCAAUCAAAUCCAGCACAUGCAAACAAAGAGUAUAUAGUCAGCAAUCAACAACUAGCUAGCUAUAGCCACCAAACAAAUCAAAUCAAUAUCAUGAAUUUCAACAAAUUCUUCUCCUAACUUCACACAUCACACACUUAUCUCUUUUCCCUUCUUUCAUACUAUUAAUAUCACACCUUUUUUUCCCUCCUUCAUUCUCUCUUUCCUUCUCAAAUAAUCACAAGGAAUUCAUUUCUAGUUUCAGUUCUUAGCCAUGGGUGGUGAUCACAAAGAAAAGACCACUAUAAUGGUGCUAAAGGUUGAUCUUCAGUGUCCCUGCUGCUUCAAGAAGGCCAAGAAAAUUCUCUGCAAAAUGCCUCAGGUUCGAGAUCAGAAGUAUGAUGAGAAGGCCAAUACUAUCACCAUCCUUGUAGUCUGUUGUAGUCCUGAAAGGAUUCGCGACAAAUUAUGUUGUAAAGGAGGAAAAGCAAUCAAGAGCAUUGAGAUCAAAGAGCCCGCAAAGCCCAAGGAGCCCGAAAAACCCAAAGGGGGUGAUAAGCCCAAAGAGCCCGAGAAGUCCAAAGAACCAGAGAAGAAACCUAAGGUUGUCACUUUUGAAACGCCCAAGGAAAAAGCAAAGGAGCCCGAAAAGCCCAAAGACAAAACGAAAGAUUCUGAUAAGCCCAAAGGACAAGAAAAACCCACUGUAAUCGAUAAGCCCAAGGACAAACCAAAAGAUCCGGAAAAGCCCAAGGACGGUCCUACAUCUGCAGCAAUGGUGGCAACCCCAUGGAUAUCUGAACCAAUGAUGAUGAUGCCACCAGUUCACGGAUACCCGCAGGCAAUGCCUGGUUGUGGCUGUGGGCAAUGCCAUUAUACCGGUGGCCCGUGUUAUCAGUAUUACGGAACACCUGUACCCCCACAGCCUGCUCCAUACUACGGUAACUACUCGUAUGGAUAUGGGCCCGGCCCGGCCCCAUCUAGCUAUGGAAAGGGUUAUUAUGGGAACAAUGAUUACUAUAAUGAAGAAAAUGGUCAAGGAUGCACAAUUAUGUAAUGUGACUCAAAUCAUUGUGGGAUACUUAAAUGGGCCUACUUAGUACUUCUUUAUUGGGCUUAUAAAAGAGCCCAGAACAAAGUUUUGGGCUCCAUAUGGAUGUCUAUUUUCUAUAUUAUUACUCUGUAUUCAUUAAUAAUAGUACCAAAUUCGAUGUAUACAAGGUAUAUAGUUUUAUUUUAAUGAUAAAAAGUGCAUAAAGAAUAAUAAGUAGGUGACCAGAUGGAUGGUGAACUGUCUUAUUAUAUAGUAGUAAUUGAUUAUACAAUUUGAUUAAAGAAAAGCACUUCAUUA
Messenger RNA from Solanum stenotomum, 1344 nucleotides. RefSeq lists its product as uncharacterized. The record is from RefSeq and is a predicted model, not a curated record. The transcript has 3 exons. Gene Ontology annotation, molecular function: metal ion binding. Bases 268 to 1050 code for a protein of 260 amino acids. NCBI's taxonomy places the organism in Eukaryota, Viridiplantae, Streptophyta, Magnoliopsida, Solanales, Solanaceae.